Messenger RNA from Rasamsonia emersonii CBS 393.64, 2091 nucleotides. RefSeq lists its product as uncharacterized. The transcript has 5 exons. The record is from RefSeq and is a predicted model, not a curated record. The coding region runs from base 1 to 2091 and encodes 696 amino acids. NCBI's taxonomy places the organism in Eukaryota, Fungi, Ascomycota, Eurotiomycetes, Eurotiales, Trichocomaceae.
AUGGCCCAUGUCCAGAAUCAUAUAGGGCUAACUUUAACCCGUACAGAGAGGACUCAAAGCUCCGAUCACGCCCGUGGGGCACGCUCUGUCAAGGCCAGCAUUAUUAGCAGCAUUACUCCGGAGUAUAUUUCAAUGUGGCUUAGAUGGCCCAAUCGUGUCAACAGCGAUAUCGGGUCAGUUUACAGAUUGAUGACGCCCGAUGGCGGGCAUGUCGCCGUGUUGGUGCCCGGGAGGUGGCUUACAGGCCGAUUUAAUAUCGAGAGGCUCAUAGGCCGUGAGGCGCAAGCAGUCGACAGCUCAUACCUUGGUUCCCUGUUGCCCAGCUUUAAUAUAUACCAUUACUAUCCGCUGAGCAGCGCUCUCUUAUCGCGCUCAGCCCUUCCGCUGGAUCCAGUGUGGGUGACAAUGACAGGCGUCGAGGUGUUAGCGGUCGUGUCGUGCGUGGCAGCGAUUAUUUCUGCCUACCAUGAUGGAAGCGAGCUGGUCAGCCGCAUCAAGGCAAGGAGAUUGGAAAGAAAGCAGGCUCUGGAGCAUCGUCCAACACAGGAUCUCGAAACCUCGCUCAGCCUCGGUCCGGUUAUCGUAAAGGGUCAAUACGACAACGAUUAUCGACGGUUUGGAGAGCUGACAGACCCUGUCCAGCGAUACGCACAAGGUGACCAAAUCGCCCGGGAGCAACUGAAAGACAUUAUCAUCAACUUACAGAUGGCGUUACUAUCGAACCUGUCUGCGUCAUUGACACACGAUGUGGAACUUGACUUCGUUACCCUGCAGAUUGCCUCGGACAACAGCCGGGUCGACGCCGUCAUGGCAUUAUGCCAGCUGUAUCAGAGGCUGGCUCAAGCGGAGCCGCUAAGAGGUCAUCCUAUCGUGCCAAAUCUUCCUAGCGGAGGGGGGUCCUCGCCGCUUUCUCAAACUCCUCCAGAUCAUCAUCUGUUCUCAUAUACCAGCACCUUCUCGUCAACGGGAAGUUUCGUCGGUCAGUCGUCGGCCUUGUCCACCAGCGCGCCUGCCCAUCCGCACUUCAAUCAAUCUGAACAACACAAUACAAACACGCAGGACGCAAGGCGGGCAUCCGGGGGUUCGUCCCUGUCCCUGCCCACUCGAACACGGUCCCUCUUCAGCAACUGGCGGAUCCGGACCCCACAGCGUCAUAGUCAUGGGGAUCAAUUCCACAUCGCGCCUGUAUCUGAGACGGAGGAGAAACCAGGCCGGAUGCAUAAUGACAUGUUAGAGGUUGGGAUGUCGAUGUUUCCGAACCCUCGGAGACGACCAAUGUUGCCGGGUCGCAGUUCUCAGGGCGAAUACUACUCUCCCGAUGAGGUCAACCCAUGGGCGCAGACAGGUUCCGAGGAGGAUUCAGCAUCGAGUAUUGCCCCCGAACGAUCCCACGAUCCAGAAGCGAUGGACGUCUUUGACCCGGACGUCUGGGGCAGUGUAUAUUCCGAACGAACGUCAGAAAGAAACAUCCCUACACACGCCCGGACGGCCUCGUCAGUCAUCUCAGGACAUUCCAGCAAUUCGUCCACAAGCGGCACCACGUUGCCCAUUCCCAUAUCGAGCGGGACAUCGAUGAGUCUCUACCUUCCAUGCGAAGAGAACAACUACGCGGGGUUUUGCAAGGGAGCAUGGAAACUGCAGGUAGGGUUAAAGAAGAAAGCAUUCUCAAUCCGCAUGCGCCCCGCAGGGAUGUACAACGAGAUCCCCUACUGGCGCUGCUCAAAAUGCUGCUACGAAGGGCCCGUAAGGGGGCAAUCGGCCCGGUCGACAUGGAAAUACGACAAUCAAGUGCGCGUCCACGAGCCGACGGGCAUCCGCUACCGCUGGGUGUUUCUGGCAAAGUCUCACUUCCACUGCAAGCGCGUGCCCGAGAGAACGGACGGUUCGGUGGGGACGUUUGGGUGUAUCUUCUGCUGCGCUGAGCGCCGCGGCCCCGCACCGGCUUUUGGGAACUUGGCCAGUUUUAUGGAGCAUUUGCUGCAGCAUCGGCAGAUGUCGCCGGGGUUGGAGGCGCUGUUGGAUCGCACGCGGUGUAUUGUAGGGAGGGUGGCGGGCAAUUCUGAGGAUUUUGAUAUCAAUUUGCCGGGAUGA